Messenger RNA from Plectropomus leopardus (leopard coralgrouper), 1217 nucleotides. Its product is annotated as cytoglobin-1-like. The record is from RefSeq and is a predicted model, not a curated record. Gene Ontology annotation, biological process: oxygen transport. Gene Ontology annotation, molecular function: oxygen binding; heme binding; oxidoreductase activity. Lineage: Eukaryota; Metazoa; Chordata; Actinopteri; Perciformes; Serranidae.
UUCAGAGGUGGAGAGGAAAGAUUCUCACUGGGGAAAAGAGAGGGGGGGAAGGGAAAACAGAUUUUCUUUCUCUCUCAUCAAAAAAAAGACCCAAACAAGACAUAAAGAUGGAGAGGAUGCAGGGAGAGGGAGAGGUGGACCACCUGGAGCGACCGAGCCCGCUGACUGACAAGGAGAGGGUGAUGAUCCAGGACUCCUGGGCAAAAGUCUACCAGAACUGUGAUGAUGUCGGGGUGGCCAUACUAGUCAGGCUGUUUGUGAACUUCCCCUCAUCCAAGCAAUACUUCAGCCAGUUCAAGCACAUCGAGGAGCCGGAGGAGCUGGAGAGGAGCGCCCAGUUUAGGAAGCAUGCUCACAGAGUCAUGAACGCCCUCAACACGCUGGUGGAGAGCCUCGAAAACGCAGAUAAGGUGGCCUCAGUGCUUAAGCUGGUGGGCAAGGCUCACGCACUGCGACACAAGGUGGAACCUGUGUACUUUAAGAUCCUGAAUGGUGUAAUACUGGAAGUCCUAGGAGAAGAGUUUUCAGAGGUCGUGACACCAGAGGUGGCUGCAGCGUGGACCAAACUCUUCGCUACGGCUUACUGCGGCAUCACAGCCGUCUAUGAGGAAGUGGGCUGGACUAAGCACUCAACCUCGACUGGGUGAGGCUUUAAAUCUGGAUUUAUUGGACCACAAACUCUCAGACACUUCUCAUUUUGGGGCCUCAUAAGACGUUUGAAGGGAAGCAAUGUAUCUGGGGAAAACAGUUUAGUAUAAUCUAAGAUAAUUGUGAGCUAUGGGACAUACAGUAUGAUAAGUACAGGUGUGGUGCCCUUUUUAUGGCUAACUGGUUUUGUGUGUGUGUGUGUGUGUGUGUGUGUGUGUGUGUGUGUGUGUGUGUGUGAGUGAGAAAGAGAGAGAGAGAGAGAAAGAAAGUCUUAAAGUUCUUACAAUACUCUUGUGAAGGACCAAACUGUUAAAAGGACCUAGCAAAGAUGCACAUAUAAACCUAACAGUGGACAAGAGGUCACAUUUGACUCGGAUGUGCCUUCUUCCAAAUGUGUAUAUCUGGAAACUGCCAUGUAAAUACUUUCUAAAUAUCAUGUGAUAUUUCCUUUUAUCAGCCUGUACCCUUGUGUUCACUUAUUGGGAUAUUAAGAGGACAUUUUUACAUUUUUAACAGUUAAUUGUGAUGAUUGUACUUUUUUUUCAUUAAAACUCACCUUUAUAUCUGUA